CUGAACUAUGCAACAGCAACCAUGGGGGCGGGUGCGUAGGGGAAAUCCUGAUCUUAUAAAGGGAACACGAUCUUCUAUUACACCGGCAGCAAUAGAAAAUGGAGCUGUUCGUACUAAGCCACUUGCUGGCUUGCUGCUUCUUACAGGCCUGGGCAGCAGAUAGGGAAUAUUACAUUGGGAUUACAGAAACGGAUUGGAAUUAUGCUCCCGGGACAAAGAACAUCAUAUCUGGAAAUCCGUUUUCAGAAGAUGAGUAAGUGAUACUCGCUUUGGGCUAACUGUAUUGAAAACAAGCUUUCACCUUUUAGUAUAGACGAUUUAUCUCUGUUGAUUUUAAUGGGUGCUCAGUAAAUGCAUGUUGUAGUACAGCCUGAUGCAAAGAAGGAUGAGACUCUGGUACUUGCAACAACAAAUUUCAGCCGAUGCAGUUUUGUUCAAGCUAUGCCUGCAAAAAUUGUAUACGUGGCUUCUUUUCUUUAUUGUCACAUUAGUAUACAGUGGUACCUUGGGUUAAGAACUUAAUUUGUUCUGGAGGUCUGUUCUUAACCUGAAACUGUUCUUAACCUGAGGUACCACUUUAGCUAAUGGGGCCUCCCGCUGCCGCUACAUGAUUUCUGUUCUCAUCCUGAAGCAAAGUUCUUAUCCUGAGGUACUACUUCUGGGUUAGCGGAGUCUUUAACCCAUAGCUGUCAAUUUACAGAUUUGAAAAUAAGGGACCAGCAGCCUUGAAAAUAAGGGACCAGCAGCCAAAAUAAGGGACCUGCAGCCUCACCUGUUCCAGGCACUCCAGUCUUCCUGUCCAUCUGCAGUCUGGUCAAACUCAUGCUGGUAGCUUCGAGAACACUGUCCAACCAACUUUGUAACCAGAGGUUCAACUGAAUAGAAUCUGAAUCACAUGCACCACAAGGCCUAUGCAACCUCAACUUAAGAUGGCUCCCCGGCCUGGCUUUGCACUGUAAAGUUUGCAGCAGCACAUGCAACAAAAUGGCGUCCAGCAUUCAAAAAACCCCUCAGCUUGCAUUAACUAGCCACACAUAAGGCAUGCAAGCUCCACCCCCCAGUCGUUCUUAGACUUCUUAUUGGGUGAGCAACACAGCCAAGCAACACAGUUGGAGCCUUCCUCCUCCCUGGCCGGUAGAGAGGGAGGGAGAGGAGCUGCUUCCUUUGAAAUUUAAGGGACAUCAUUUAAGGGACAUUUAAGGGACAUCUAUCAAUAAGGGACAGCAGCAGGACAUGGCGCUGGAAUAAGGGACUGUCCUUUCAAAUAAGGGACACUUGACAGCUAUGCUUUAACCUGAAGCGUCUGUAACCCGAGGUACCACUGUACAGAUUUGCUUCUAUCGAAGUAUACUGGCUGCUUAAGGACUACUUAAGAAAAAAAGUUGAUUUGUAUGGAAAGGAAAAGUGGCUCAUGCGGUUCCUACAGGAAUGCAGCGAUGGCCACUAACCUAGGUGGCUUUAAAAGAGGAAUAGACAAAUUCAUGGAGAAGAGGGAUGUCGAAGGCCACUAGCCAUGAUGUCUAUGCUCUGCCUCCAGAGGCAAUAAUACUUCUGAAUACCACAGGAGGGGAGAGUGCUCUUUGUGCUCAGUUACUGCUUGUAGGCUUCCCACAGGCGUCUGGCUGGCUACUGUGAGAACAGGAUCUUGGACUAGAUGAUUCAGUAGGGUCAUCUUAUGUUCUCCUCCAACCAGCCUGAGCGUUCAGCUUAAUUUACUUGGCUUAUGAGGAGUUUAGCUAAUAUCCUGUGUCUACUGAGCGCUUGUUCUGAUUUGUUUGUGCGGUGGUUAUACAACACUGAACCUCCUGCACCCAUCCUGAUUUGCUUGUGAUAUGUUUAUAUGUGUUCAUGUGGGCAAUUCCUCCACCCAGGGCCACCUUACCCAUAGGCACUAGGGGCGCAGGGCACCUGGGUGCCAGGCUCUCAGGGGCUCCAGGCCGAGAGUCUGGGGCCUGAGAGUUGAGUCCGGGGAAGAGCCCGCCUGUCGGUUGGAGUGCUGCGGCGGACUCUUCUGUUGUGGGCGGUUCUGAGCUGCGAGUUUGGGAGUGACCGAGACAGUGAGGCGCUGAGGCGACCGGCUGGCUCCGCCCUCCUGCGCACCUGGGACUGGGCAACCUGGGGGGGGGCGCUGGGCGGAUCUUUGCACCCCAGCACCGCAUAAGCUUAAGACAGCCCUACCUCCACCUCACACUUUUCAAUGCAUUUCACUGUCACUUUCCAAAUCAUAAACGGUCCAAAUAUUUUCUUAAAGCUGACAGAUCCUUUUAAGCUGCCGUCACUGCAUGAAUCUAAAGUUUCCCUCUGAGUUUUGAUUCCCUCCCACAAAAUACUGGCGCUCUGGAGGCACCCCAAAAUGUUGUGGUGAGACAGUCUAUACAUCUAAAUUAAUUUAGAGUUAUUUUUACACUGCAAUCCUAUUCAUGUCUACUCAGAUGCAUGCCCCAUUGUGUGCAGUGGUUCUUGUGGUUUAAAAUAAACCAAUUAUAAACAAACAGACAUUCUGAGGAGAGAGGAGUGGUUUGAUAAGAAGUGAGGUUGUGGCCACGGGUUCUGUGUUCGAGACUGAUGUGGAAAUGCAGAGAUGGCAAUCUCUGCUGGAGAAGCGUUGAAACAGGAAGCAAAAGCAGAAGAUGGUCAAAGAGAAAAAUCUGUUAAUCCUUUCUCAAGGGCUCUCAUGUGAGAUGCAAAAGAGGCGUUUGAGGACAAUGACAUGACACAAUGAGCACUCAAAAUCAACAAAGCUGAUCCUGGCCUUUGCCCCUCCCUUUGCUUAAUCUAGGCAUCUUACCAACACCAGUCUCCUUGUCUUUGUUGAAAGCAGCUGGGCAAGAAUGAGGAAAGAAAUUUAAAGGACUGAGAAACACAGUGCCUCUCAGGGGCUAGCAAUAACCAGACACACAGAGUAUUUCUGAAGAGCAAAGCAAAGGGAAAAGGCUGGGCGACACCAACAAGAGACAUACAACAGACCUUCACUGCCGUGGUGUGUCGGCAACUCUAUUAGCUCUCUGACAAAGCACAGAGGCAUAGGGUCCAAUUUCUUUCUUGGUGUAAAUUCACUGAGAACAGCGAAGUUGCACUGUGGGGUUGCUUUUGGUCUAUGACGCUUGACGUUUCACUUUUAACCUCUACUUAAACCCUUUAGCCCUCAGGAAUCUUAGCUAUGAGGUGGAGUUUUAAUGAAAGCUAUUAUCUUUGCAGAGGAAGAGAAGGAGACCUUCCAAUUAAAUAUGAAUUAUUUGGACAGUCCAAGGAGAGCCAUGACAUGCACAUCCGAUUUAAUUUGUGACCCACAGAGCUUCCUGUAAACAGGCUCAUAGCCUGAGCCUUUGCAGCAACACUGGUCUCCUUUGGAAAUCUCCUCCUUGCAGAGAAAAACCCAACAAGGAGAAACUACCCGUUGCACAUUGGCAACCAGUCCUAGGUGGGGAAGCUUGGAUGGGGAGUUUGCCAAAUGUGUGUUGACAUUUCAGUGGGUCUCCUCUGUUGCUGCACCCUGCUGAAAAAAGCCCAUUCUCAUGUUGCCACCUUCUCAUGGAGCAGGCACAUGAAGAAGGGCCUCAGAUGAUGAUCACAGGGUCCGUCUCAGUUCAUAUGAGGAGAGGCGGUCCUUGAGAUAUUGCGGUCCUGAGCCAUUUAAGGCUUUAUAGGUCAAAAUCAUCACGUUGAAUUGGGCCCGGAAACCAAUUGGCAGCCAGUGCAGUCAGGCCAGGACUGGUGCUCUAAUUAUCAUUAUUUAUUGAUAUAAUUAGCUGUUUUUAACAUCUUGUACCUCUGUAAAUCUUGGGAUUUACUCAAGCCAGAUGACAUCUCCCCCUUGUGCAUGGAUGACGCCAUUUUGUCUAUGUAAGCAAUGGCACUCACCUCCGAACUUCGGAAAUAGAAGGAAUGAUAAUAAUAGUUAAUUUGAGACAAAACAUAUGCUGUGCAGAAGCAGUAAUCAUAGGACCACAGAAUUGUAGAGGUGGAGGGGACGACCCCCUGCAAUGCAGGGAUCUUUUGCCCAGUGUGGGGCAAAACCCCACAACCCUGAGCUUAAGAGUCUCAUGUUCUACUGACUGAGCUAUCCCAGUGUACCCAGUAUUUUGUUAAAGGACUUACGCUAACAUGGUUGUGUGUUGAUCCUUUAGGCAAGCUGCUGUCUUUCUCCAACAAGGCCCAGACCGGAUAGGAAGCACAUACAAAAAAGCUGUGUACAUGCAGUUCACAGACAACUCAUACAGCCAUAUUAUUGCAAAACCACCGUGGCUGGGCUUCCUGGGUCCCAUUCUUAAAGCAGAAGUUGGAGACACACUCAUCAUCCAUGUAAAGAAUUUUGCGACAAGGGCCUACACACUCCACCCCCAUGGUGUCAAAUACACAAAAGAAAACGAAGGUAAACUUCCAUUCGUGUUUCAACAGUCUUCAGGAAUACCAACUGAUUCCAUACCUUUCCUGUUUUGUAACAGAAUUGCAUCAUUAUGCCUGUAGACACCCACCCACUGCUGUGAGGAACACCUUGAAUUACAGUCAGGGUAGCCAACUGACUGGGUAAAUCAACUGGACAAAUCUAGUAUAGUUGGCAAGACUGAGGGGGCAGCUGCACCUCUGACAUUUUUGUGCUGAUAUUAAUGUCUGACUCGAUCCAACUCCCCACAGGCAUACAACCCUAUGGGUGUAGGAUAGGAUGCGGGUAGCGCUGUGGUCUAAACCACUGAGCCUCUUGGGCUUGCCGAUGAGAAGGUCAGCGGUUCAAAUCCCCGUGAUGGGGUGAGCUCCCGUUACUCUGUCCCAGCUCCUGUCAACCCAGCAGUUCGAAAGCAUGCCAAUGCAAGUAGAUAAAUAGGUAUUGCUGUGGCAGGAAGGUAAACGGUGUUUCCGUUCGCUCUGGUUUCCAUCACAGUCCUCUGUGCACCAGUAGUGGUUUAGUCAUGCUGGACACAUGACCAGGAAAGCUGUCUGUGGACAAAAGCCGGCUCCCUCGGCCUGAAAGCAAGAAGAGCGCCACAACCCUAUAGUUGUCUUUGACUGGACUUAACUGUCCAGGGGUCCUUUACCUUUUACCUUACCUAUGGGUGUAGGGUUCUUUUUCUGCAACUAGGAAAUCUGCCCCCCCAAACACCUUCAAUUUUGAGAUGCGGGAGAAAUUCGUUUGCUUCACAUUUUAAUCCCAACCUGCUCAGCCACACUUAACUUUGCUCUGUGCUUUCUAGGCAAAAUUCUGAGUUUCCCAAGUCUGUGUCUGAGCAGUUCUUUUUUCCUCCAGAGCUUUCCCCAGGGAAACCCGGAUUAUACCCCUGGAUCAGAGCGAAUGCCAAUCUGCAGAAAACCCAAUUGCUGUUUGUUCCGAUUCAUCAGUAAAAUGUUUGUUUUCCCAGGGAAAGCAAUGGGACAAAAAACCCCCACCACUCAAAUCUGUCUUCUUCUUUGGUGAUCACUCGUAGCCGAGUAAGAUUGUCUUCCAUAAACAUGGUUUUAACAAUGAGUCCGUAAGUGACUGUGGAGGCCAAUUCUGGAUCCACACGUCCUUCCACAGUGGGGACAUUGGUUUCCGGGCGGGAGUUGAUCACAGUAAGGAUUUGCCAAGUGUGCCUUCCUCCUAGCACGUUUCUCCCUUGCGUCCUGAGUUUAAGUGUCUUCAAAGUCCAUGACACCUUUGGUAAAGGCUGUUCUCCAACUGGAGCGCUCGCAGGCCAGUGUUUCCCAGUUGUCAGUGUUUAAACUACAUUUUUAAAGAUUUGCCUUGAGACAGUCUUUAAUCCCUUUUUGUUGACCAACGGCAUUUCGCUUUCCAUUUUUAAGUUCGGAAUAGAGUAAUUGUGCCAAAUCUGAACCUGUGUCUAGAAACAUGGCACAAAAGGAAAUGUGAAUGAGUCCUAAACUGCAUUUCCCUAGCUAAUGGAUUGUGCCCAAUGAUAGUCAUACUCAGAGGAGACCCACCAAAAUUAAUGGACAUGACUACCUUAGGUCCAAUACUUGCAAUUGGUUGAACUUAAUUGGCUACAAAUAAGUAUGUGAACUGAGGGGCAGCUGUCUCCCAGUACAUUUCUGAGCACAAUUGAAAAUGUUGAUGCUGACCUUGAAAGCCCUAAAUGGCCUUGGCCCAGCAUACCUGAAGGAGCGUCUCCAUCCCCACCAUUCAGCCCUGACACUGAGGUCCAGCGCCAAGGGCCUUCUGGCGGUUCCCUCACUGUGAGAAGUGAGGUUACAGGGAACCAGGCAGAAGGCCUUCUCAGUAGUGGUGCCCGCUCUGUGGAAUGCCCUCCCAUCAGAUGUCAAAGAAAUAAACAACUAUCUGACUUUUAGAAGACAUCUGAAGGCAGCCCUGUUUAGGGAAGUUUUUAAUGUUUGAUGUUUUAUCAUGUAUUUAAUAUUCUGCUGGAAGCUGCCCAGAGUGGCUGGAGAAACCCAGCCAGAUGGGCGGGGUAUAAAUAACAAAUUCUUAUUAUAUUAUUAUUAUUUUGCAAUACAAUUCUGCAACCAAGAAAUGUACGCAAACAGGCAUAUAUUAGGGGCAAGUGGACUCAAACUGCAUAUGUUAGUGAAGUGGCUUUAAAGGUCUGCACCAACACUUUGAAUUGUGCUCGGAAACGUACUGGGAGCCAAUGUAGGUCUUUUAGGACCAGUGUUAUAUGGUCUCCAGCGGCCACUCCGAGUCACCAGUCAAGCUGCCACAUUCUGGAUUAAUUGUACCUUCAAAGGUAGCCCCACAUAGAGUGCAUUGCAGUAGUCCAAGCAGGAGAUAACCAGAGCAUGCACCACUCUGGCGAGACAGUCUGCGGGCAGGUAGGGUCUCAGCCGGCUUACCCGAUGGAGCUGGUAGACAGCUGCCCCGGACACAGAGGCACUUGUACCAGUACUGUGAUAUAUAAUACCACGUUCACUAUUGGUUGCAUUUCCUAGGUGCAUUUUAUCCUGACAACACCUCAGGUUUGCAAAAGAAAGAUGAUGCCGUGCAACCAGGAGAACAGUAUGUGUAUAGAUGGGAGGUAACUGAAGAUCAUGGUCCAGCAGCAGGAGAUAAUAACUGUGUGACCAGAAUUUAUCACUCACAUAUAGAUGCCCCAAAGGAUGUUGCUUCUGGGCUUGUUGGACCUCUGCUCAUUUGCAAGAAAGGUAAGGGAAAUAUGAAAAAUGACCGAGUACUGUUUCCCUCCCCCCCCCCCCCCAGAAACGAGAGUCAGAGAAUCUUAUCUGUUUGCAGUUCAUGAGUUGUGUUUUUGAGAAUUUAUCUGAAGUUUAUCUGUGUGAGUCACAUGUGCUCCUCAUUUCUCUGAGAGGUGAGUAGUUUCAAGGAGCAAAUACAACACAGGUUUGGGUUUCCUUUGAAGGAGAGAGCACUGGAAGGUCAUGACUUUAUUUAUGAAUAUACAAGCAGAGAGUAGAUGGAAGCAAACAGGAUGUGUGUUCCUGCCAAACAGAAACCACUGCUUCACAUGAGAUCUGCAGACUGAGUCACCCUGCAUCCUCUGAUGUUUCUAUAGCCAUCAACCAAUUCUGUUUCUUCCUGCUUCUCUUUCUCUCUGUCCCCAAACUGCUUCUUCUUAUGGCUCUUCAAACACACGAACACCUUACACAAGCCUCUUUCUCACAAUUGCAGUGUGUGUGUGUGUUUGUCAUCUUCCAUUCUCUGAUAUUCCAUAUCAUUCUCUGUCAUUCCAUAUCUGUUUUGUGUGUUUGUGUGUGGUUUCUAAACAUUUCAUCAGCUGUUGCACCCAACAUAACUGUCCUGGAAAGCAAUAGACUGACCACUGUUAUUCAUACUGUAGGAACCUCCAGAUGACUCAGCUGCUAUGCACUGCAUGAGGAGUUGCCUUUAGAGAUUAUUUGAACUAUUAGGAAACUUUAAUUGGUUAAAACAACAACAACAACACUCCUAGAUAGUUGACCAGCAAACGCAUUAGGGUUGUGUCAGGGAACUGCCAUCGGAGCUAGAGGCGGAGGGAAGGCUCCAGAGGGAUGCCGGAGAGGGUCCCAGUAGGGAGAGAGGCAGCCCGUCCGCUGGGGAAGGAAAUCAGCGUAACACCAGUGGAGGAGGGGGGCAGAUGGGGGAAUCGGAGAGGAGGCUCCAAGACUCCUCGCCGGAGACCAGCGGAGAGAGUACGGGCCCUCCGCUGCCCACACCCUCCCUGCGCAGAAGGCUUCCGCGCAGGGAGACUAGGCAGAGACUAGGCGUCAAAGAACUUUUGUGCUGGAAGAAGUUCAAGAAACGCCCACUGACGGAUUCUGCCAGCGACUGAGACAGCCACGAAGCUAGAGGCUGUCCGGUCAGAAAGGGUUCAACCAGGUAACCUAGCCAGGAGUGGCGGCAACUUACGCACAAGCAACCCCUAAACCCAUUACAGGUUGCCAUGUGUCCUCUUUUUCAGCAAUAAAAUUUGGGACACAUUGCAUUUAUUUGCUUUGAAUGGUCGUCAUAGUGUCCUCUUUUUUGCUCUCCAAAAUAUGGCAACCCUAAAACACAUCCCACCAGUUUUUAAACAACUGACUUCUGGUCUGCUCUGUACUGUCUGCUGGUCUGUUUCUGAUCACAGUUCAAAGGUUUUGGUUUAAUCCUUUCAAGACCUUUCAAGCUUAGGAUCUGGGAAUCUAAAGGAGCAUCACUCCCAUGUGAACUUGCCCAAAUGUUGAGAUUGUCUUUGGAGACCUUUAGAUAAAGAGAGUGGGUGACCACUGGGGGAAAUUCCUUUUCAAUAGCAACAUCACAUCCAACAACAGAAGGCUGCAUCUCAGAACUGGAAAAGAGCCUUAUUUGAUCAGAAAAGCCCAUCUAGUUCCACCACCAUUCCAGUUCAUUUGAUGGCCUCAAGUUCUAGUUUUGUGAUUUUAGAUUUGUUUGAUGUUGCUGAUCCAUUCAGGGUGUGUUGCUGUUUUAGCCAUGAUCUUUAACAUGGUUGUGUGUGUGUGUGUGUGUGUGUGUGUGUGUGUGUGUGUUAGCUGCCUUGAACAUUUUUAUUUCACAUUGAAGGGUUUGCUAUAAAGUAUUUCAAAUAAAUAACCUCAAAUGUCUCUCUUGGCAUUUUCCCGCCUGAGUGAAUGCCCACUAUUCAUGCACAUGGCGAAAAACAAAAGAGCUGCAUUUUCAGACACUGUAGCAGAAAAUGGGUUGGCCUCUCUAUCAUACACCACUGGUGGGCAUUUUUCUGGUAACAAAUAGCUGGGAGACAAGAAUUUCAGCAGGUAAAUGUGCAAAAUGUGUCCUUUGUUUUCCUUAGGUACACUGCAGGGUGGAAAAGAUAAGGAUGUCGACCGAGAAUUCAUCCUGAUGUUUGCUGUGGUAGACGAAAACUUCAGCUGGUACUUAAAUGAUAAUAUCAAGAAAUACUGCUCUGAACCUGACAAAGUUGACAGGAAUGAGGACUUCCAAGAGAGCAAUAAAAUGCACUGUAAGAUUACCUUUCAGAACAAAUUGUUUCAUUCUUUUAAGAAACUUCUUUGCAACAAGUACCGUAUUUUCUGCUCUAUAAGACGCAACAGACCACAAGACGCACCUAGUUUUGGGAGGAGGAAAACAAGAAAAAAAAUAUUCUGAAUCUCAGAAGCCAGAACAGCAAGAGGGAUCGCUACGCAGUGAAAGCAGCAAGCCCUCUUGCUGUUCUGGCUUCUGGGAUAGCUGCGCAGCCUGCAUUCGCUCCAUAAGACGCACACACAUUUCCCCUUACUUUUUAGGAGGGAAAAAGUGAGUCUUAUAGAGCAAAAAAUACGGUAUAUGUGCGUAUAACAUUACAAGUAAGUUCCAUAGAUAUUCACAACUUAGGCAAGAUAUUGAAAGUUAUCCACAGCAGCAGGCAGUCAAGAGAUAUGCUCUCCCUGAACAUAGAUGUUUCUGCCAUAGUGAAUCGUUUUUAUAUUGCUCCACACAAAUAUCUAUAUGGUGUAUGAGUUACUCUAGAUUGUACGUUUUUUUUAAAAAAAUAAAAUAUGGCACCUGUUUAGAAGCUAAGUAGCUGAUCCAUAGCUGAAUGGCAGACUGCUUAAAUGCCCCAAGUUAGUCACUCUGAAGAUUCUAAUAACAAGUACAAGAUAUAGAGUGGGCAUCAAAGUUCAGUGGGUCUCUUGCAAGUUUCCACUAACAGACCCAGACCAGCAAUGGCAGAUUGGUGAUGGGCCCUUAUAAAUCUCUGAACUAUUGGCAGGUGUGCAACAACACUAACUUCUGAUGUCAUGGCUGGGGUCAAGAUAUUAGGUAUAAUAAUCAAUUAAGUGAAAUCUACGACAUCCAUGUUCUAGAUCUAAAGUGGGUUCUGCAAAAAGAAAGCCUGUUUCAGAGGUAGAGUUUUGUUGAUUCCACCUCAUCAUGAUUGAUGGCGAUAGGUUUUUUUUGGGCUCAAUCCAAGAUGCUGGUGUUAAUCUUUAAAGCCAUGAAUGGUUUGAGACCUGGAUACUUUUGGAAUGGCCUAUUUGUUCCAAAGCCAUCAGUCUCAGGAGGUGAGGAUGGUGUUAACCAGGGGUAGGGCCUUCCUAAGUGAGGUCCCCAUCACCAUGUUUCUUCAGGCAGUUAUUGAAGACUUGGCUUUUUAAAAAGGCCUUUGGUUAAUUAACUUUCACUGGUUCAAUUCAGUUUGUGCUGCUGCAAUCCGUAAAUAGAUAUUGCUAACAUAUUAAUUUGAAUGUACUCUGUUUUUGGGGGGAGGGCACCAUGGUAGUUUGAAAUAAUCUUUUAACUUUUUCUUUUAAAGCAAUCAAUGGAUAUAUGUAUGGGUAUCUUCCCAAUGUCACAAUGUGUGCGGAAGAAAAUGUGAAGUGGUAUCUUUUUGGAAUGGGUAAUGAAGCCGAUAUCCAUUCAGCCUAUUUCCAUGGGCAAGUCUUGACAGAAAGGAACCAUCGAAUUGACACGAUCAGCCUCUUCCCGGCUACCUUCGUGGAUGCUCUCAUGGUGCCAAAGAACGAUGGGCAGUGGCUGCUUAGCUGUCAAGUCAAUGAUCAUAUAGAAGGUACAAACCAAGGGUUUAUUUUUGCAUAGCAAAGAAUUAUAAAUAUUUUCAAGGUUCCGAAAGGUGUGUUCUAUUGAAGCCUAGAGUUCACAGCAUAGGGUUCACUCCUUAAGAAAGUAAUAAGAUUGAGACAGGCAAAAGGACAGAGACUUUAGAUCAGGGUUGGAGAACCUCUGGCCUUCCAGAUGUUGCUGCACUACAGGUUCCCAUUAUCCCUGGGCAUUAGCCAUGCUUGCUAGAGCUGGUGUGCAUUGUAGUUCAGCAACAUCUGGAAGCCCAAAGUUUUCCCACACCUGUAAAUCUGGGGUGGCUCCCUUUUUUGUCAAAUGGGCCAGCUUCAUCCUUGACCAACCCACUGGGGCCCACAUGCAAGCAGUGGGUGUGGUUGGGGAUCAGGAAGGAAUUCAUCAAACUCAAAUUGCAAAUAAUCAGAUCUGGGCAGACCAUGAGCUGGGUUGGAUCAGGGGUCUACAGAAUCCACAGCCCCGCAGAGUCCUUUACAAGGUUGCUGCCUCUGUUCCUGUAAAAGGUGUUUCUGGCUUUUAAUCCUCUUGGGGAAAAAACAGGCAAUACAGCUGCCCAGAGCCUGGAACAGCUGGCAGGUGAAGCUCCACAAAUGGGGCUCUUUGUCACUGCAUUCUUUAAAUUCAAUAUAGGAAGUCCCCUUGAGAGUGAUGGGCCUUGAUGAUAUUUCAUUGCUUUCAGGGGGAAUUGAACAGGAGAAAACAAGUCUGCGCUAGGGAGCAAUUCAUUUCACUUUCUCUAACAAAUUUGCUUAACUGAGCUGCUCAGAUAUACUGAAUAAAAUUAUAAGGUUCUGAUAACUCAUGAAAGACACCCUUCUCCAAUCUUGUGGCUCCCAGAUGUUUUUGAUUACGUCUCCCAUUAGUCUAAGCCAGCACAGCUGCUUCCUGGGGAUGUUGGGAGUUGUAGUCGAAAAAAUCUGGAGACCACCAGGUUGUAGAAAGCUGCAGCAGAUUCUUGCUGAUCAACACAAGCAAGUGAAUGCUCAUAGCUUUUACUGUGCUUCAUGUUAGGAUGAUUCUUCACGAGGAAAUAUGGACCUGGGGCUUAUUGAAGCAAACCUUUAACUUUAAAGAGUCUUCAAUCUGUUUGCAGAGAUUCCCAGAAUUUGAAGUAUCCUAACGCCAUGUGUUCUGUCUUUCUUUUCUUCAGGCGGCAUGCAGGCCAUUUUUGAAGUGAAAAACUGUAAUAGCCAUAUCCCCUCUCCCAAGAAGAGCACCAUAGCAAGGCACUAUUACAUUGCAGCAGAGGAACAUGUGUGGAACUAUGGCCCAUCUGGAAUAAAUAACUUCACGGGGGAACCAUUAAUUCUGGAUGAGUAAGUAUUGCCUUUUAAGCUAUCAAGCAAACAGCAGCCAGAUGAUUGCAUGAAAAAAAUGUGUGCUUCCAAUGCACUCACCAACAGAGCUGUUCAGUCUUCAUAAGCAGCUGUCUGGGAGGGGUGUGUGGAGCAAUCCAAUCCAGCAGUGCCUUUCCUUUGUUUGUAUGUUCAGAUUUUUUUUAGCAGGGAGGGAAGUAUAGAGUCAAGUCUGCACAAGAAGAUGUGGCCCUGGUCUGGUACCAGCCCCUGGCAUCCUAGGGCAGCUGCUGGGGACGCAGUGCCCCCAAAGGACCCACCAGGGCUUAUACUUACCUUGGGUUCUCAACAUUGAGCAGCUAGGCUUGUGAGCUUCAAUUACCUACAAGGCAUGACACUACAUUAGGCACUCUGUGGUAUUGUGGGAAAUUAAAAUGGCAGCUCCCAGCCAUUCUUGGGUUCCUGUUGCUGCAGCUAUGGGGAGGCCCAUUAAUGUAAGAGGGGUCCCUGUCCUGGCCCUACCCUUUGCCUUGUGCAUAUCAGUUGCCUCAGGGACACGGGUGACGCUAUGGCCUAAACCACUGAACCUCUUGAGCUUGCCGAUCAGAAGGUCAGUGGUUUGAAUCCCCAUGAUGGGGUGAGCUUCCCUUGCUCUGUCACAGCUUCUGCCAACCUAGCAGUUCAAAAGCACACCAGUGCAAGUACAUAAAUAGGUGGGAAGGUAAACAGCGUUUCCGUGCACCCUGGUUUCUGUCACAGUGUUUCAUUGUGCCAGAAAUGGUAUAGUCAUGCUGGCCACAUGACCCGGAAAGCUGUCUGGACAAACGCUGGCUCCCUAGGCCUGAAAGCGAGAUGAGCGCCGCAACCCCAUAGUUGCCUUUGACCGGACUUAACUGUCCAAAGGUUCUUUACCUUUAAAUUUACCUAUCAGUUGCCUCAGUGGUGGAUGGGAACGUCAUACCCCUCAAGUGCCCCAAUUACAUCGGGACACCCCGUUUUUUGAGCUCUGUGCUUUCUUGCGGGUUACGUGACCCAGAAGAUACACAUCCUGGCUUUAGGCCUGGACUUGUUGGAGGGUGUGGAAUGUGAGAGUCUGGUCGGCUCUUCUCCUUCUUUGCUGCCACAGUUGAGGCCACUGACUGAAAAGGUGAUGCGAUUUGGAAAAAGGAAGGUUAAUGUGAUAGAACUGAUUCCUAGAGAGGAGAGACAGGGAAGGGAAUGUCACCAGCAAUCUAGGAAAUAGAGCAAUUGAUGCAGGUCAUGACUAGCUGGUACAGCAGCACAAGAGGACAGCUAUACCUGGGGAAAUUGUGCAGCUAUUCCAUUGAUUUUUUUAAAAAAGUUGUUCAGAAUGUCGUGUAAAGAGUCAGUGAAUGGAAGUGUGGCUAGUCCAUAGCAAAUUCCCAGUGUGGAAGCAAAUGUUGUUACCUUUUGCUCCUUUAAAAUCCCUUCAUUGUAGUUCUUCCAUGCUGCCAGUAAGACUGACCAUUUGGGCCUCCAGGUGGAGUCCUACCAUCCAAAUCACUUUGAUUCCAAGUUACGCCACUCAAAGCCAAACAACAGAAAUUAGAAUGAGAUGAGGACUGAACAAUUUUAGUAUGAUGCAGAAUGUCUGUCUCUUUGCCGUUAACUGAAUGCAGCUCUUGAAAAUGAUUUGUGUUGCUGCACAGGGAGUCCAAGAUAUUUUUUGAAAAAAGCGAACAAAGGAUUGGUGGAUCUUACAAAAAAGCUAUUUUCGUUGAGUAUACCAGCAGUGAAUUUUCACAGCGCCGGAAGAGGCUCCCUAGUGAAGAACAUCUUGGGCUUUUAGGUAAGACUGUUUUUAGCCUCUGGCAAUCAAAAGCAGAGGAGAUUUUCAGUUUCCUAGGCUGAGUCUUUCAAGGCUGAAGACAACACACCUUUUGAGAGGUAAAGGCAGUGGUGUCACUAGUUUGGUGUCUGAUUACUGCAAAGGGGUCUGGCAAUGUGGUUUAACCCAAAGUGACUGUGGAUGGGAGCCUGAGACUUGACACGAAAGAAACCAAAACAGUCCUUUAAUACAGGAGUGGGGAACAUCAUGCCCAGAGUCAAAAUGUUACUGUCGUGGCCCCCACUAGCAGACCCUGUGCUCGGGCUCUUGAGUCAGUUGUUAGCAUUAAAAGUUUUAUUCCAAAAUUCUCUACAGCACCCAAACAUAAGUAGGGUUACUGGUUACAAAGUCAGGAAGCAUGGCAGAUAGGCAGAAAAAAGACAUUGACACAACAUUUGACACACUCUUGCGGGUGGCGCUGUGGGUUAAACCACUGAGCCUAGGACUUGCCGAUCAGAAGGUCAGCGGUUCGAAUCCCCACGACUGGGUAAGCUCCCGUUGCUCGGUCCCUGCUUCUGCCCACCUAGCAGUUUGAAAGCACGUCAAAGUGCAAGUAGAUAAAUAGGUACCGCUCUGGCGGGAAGGUAAACGGCGUUUCCGUGCGCUGCUCUGGUUCGCCAGAAGCGGCUUAGCCAUGCUGGCCACAUGACCCGGAAGCUGUACGCCGGCUCUCUUGGCCAAUAAAGCAAGAUGAGUGCCGCAACCCCAGAGUCAGCCACGACUGGACCUAAUGGUCAAGGGUCCCUUUACCUUUACCUGAGCAUUCCCUUCGAAGAGCAGGGUGGGCACCUUCAUUCAUGUGGUUGAGGUAUGAAGACUCAAAACUGGGGACUCAGCUACAUUAGUAAAGAAAUUGAAUGUAUUUCAAACAUGUAACACUAGAUGGUGCCAGAGAGCAAGAAUUGUUAAAACGACAUUUCCCACAGGAUUUUUUUAUCCUUUUUAAAAAACGAUCUAAGUUCUCACUUAUCUAUAGUGUUUUUCCACCCCGGGAAAGCAAGUAGGCUGGGCAUGUGGAGUCUGUUCACACCAGUACAGUCACUUCUGCAUUUUUGGUGAUGGCGGUAGAGACGAUAGGGCUGACUCACGGUCAGGUUUAUCCCUCCGCGCCUCCCCUGAGGACAGUAGAUCUAUGUUGUCAGAGAGCGCUGCCAGGGGCAGCACAUUGACUGGCUGGGAUACCCCAUCCAAUGACAUUGAGGCAGGACAUUUUCCUGACAACCCAUUUGGCCCUUCUCCCGGGUCUAGGUCACCACCUCCCGAUCUGCUGGACCUCUCCCUGGGGCCAAAGUCCUCCACCCGGUCCUGUUGAUCACCUCCCACUCCACUGGGCUCCUCCCAUGGGUCAGAUUCCUGCAGUUCCUUGACCUCUUCCUUCCCGUCUGACCACUCCCACCAAGAUGUUUCCAUGGGGGGUCAUGAGAGCAGCUUGCCAGCUGACGCUUGGGACCCUUCCUAAGCCACAUCUCCAUACAAGCUUUGUACCACACCUUAUUCAAGUGCUUUUGUUGAGAGGCAAGUGUGAGCUGCAACCGUGAUUAAGAUAUAAUAGUUUUAAUUUGUGUUGUUGGGUUUGUGUGAUUUUUAACUAGGACCUGUCAUGAGGGCAGAAGUUGGUGAGACCGUCCAGGUGACAUUUCUUAACAGGGCAACGCACCCUUUCAGCAUUCAGCCGCAUGGGCUGAGCUACAAGAAAGACAAUGAGGGUGCCUUCUACAACACCAUCUCUGGAGGUGAAUAUUUAUCUUAAGGGAAUGAUGUAAAUCUUGCGUUACAUCCAUUGGACGAGGUAAACCAACUUUCUUAACAUGCUUCCCAUGAUACAACUACUUAGGGGCAUUUCUUUCUUGAUGAUGAACCUAAUGUAGGACCUGCAAGCCCAUCCUCGCAUGUGAAUCCUGGAGAAAAAUUCACUUAUGAGUGGGAGGUUCCUGAAACCGUGGGUCCUACUCCGGACGAUCCAGAUUGCCUUACUUGGAUUUAUUAUUCAGCAUCGGAUUCAAUCAAGGACAGCAGCUCUGGCCUAGUGGGCCCAUUCUUGGUGUGCAGGAAAGGAUCACUGCUUCCUUCAGGGAAACAGGUAAUGCAGGAAUAAUUGAAAUCCUCCUCUUUGUAUCACCUACCUUUUUGGUGCCAGCCGCACAUUUGGGAUUUUGAGAAACUCUGGUGAGUGUUGGUCACAAAAUGGCUGCUUCAGGGGCAUAGCAUAAUGGCUGCCACAUCUUAAAGACAAAAUGGUGUGGGCAUACCUCUCCCCACCCCAACGGCACCUACAUCAGCCACCACCACCCACCCUCACAGAUAGAAGUGCUUCUGUUCUGAACAGAGGAGCAGAAGAGAGGAUAGGUGUCAAAUUCUGGCAUCGAAUGAGGUGUGGUCAUUUUUAAGGGGAUGUGUUCAAUGUAGUAGAGACUGAAAAAAGGAGGUGAGCAAGGAUUUAUUGAUUUUUGAGAAGAUACUGAGAUUUUUCUUGGCUGCCAUACUGGGGGCACACUGGUUCCUGUGGGCACCACAUUGACUCAUUGCCUUUGCCAUAGCUGUCAACUUUUCCCUUUUCUUGCGAGGAAUCCUAUUCGGAAUAAGGGAAUUUCCCUUGAAAAAAGGGAAACGUUGACAGCUAUGGCCUUUGCCCACUGCUAUCCUCCAGGAAACCUUUUUUUUUUAGUGCUAAGUUGGAGCAAACAUCAGGGGUGCCAACUUAGAUAAAAUAUUGGGGGCUCCCAGAUAAGCCCCCUCCCCAAUAGAUCACAAGAUGUGACACACGCACACCAUUUGAAUGACAAUGCCCAUCAACUUAGGGGCGUCUGCCUCCUCAAAUAUUUUAUUGGGGCAGCCAAAGGGACUUCAGCUCCUAGGAGUUGGCUCCUUUACAUAGAAGACUCGAUUGAUGUUUGCUCCAGUUCAGCGGUAAAUAGUGAGUUUUCCUGAGGGAAGGCGGCAAGCAGAGGUGUGGAUGAGCCCUGACUUUCCAAUCUCCAGCAGCAUAGGAAGUCAUUUGCUGGGUGAUUUGAAAAAAAGCACCCCAGAACCUGAAAGGCGUUUGUAAGGAUGUUGGAUAAGGAGCUGCACAUUGUUUUACAGAUACAGUGGUACCUCGGGUUACAUACGCUUCAGGUUACUUACUCCGCUAACCCAGAAAUAGUACCUUGGUUAAGAACUUUGCUUCAGGAUGAGAACAGAAAUCGUGCUCUGGUGGCACGGUGGCAGCAGGAGGCCCCAUUAGCUAAAGUGGUGCUUCAGGUUAAGAACAGUUUCAGGUUAAGAACAGACCUCUGGAAUGAAUUAAGUUCUUAACCCGAGGUACCACUGUAGCUAGCCCCAGCCAGUUUAAUAGUGUUUUCCCACAUGUGUCCCCACCCCCACACUUUUACACUUGCUCUUUUCCACAGAAAAAUGUAGACAAGGAGUUUUUCCUCCUCGCCACAGUAUUCGAUGAGAAUCUGAGCUGGUAUCUGGAUGACAAUAUUGCGCUAUCUGGAGGAAAUCCUACGCAGAUUAAUAAGGAGGAUGAAGAUUUCCAGGAAUCCAACAAGAUGCAUUGUAAGUUUAUUGUUUUGUUUUGUUUUUUGAAAUGAUGAUGCCAAAUUCUUUACCCCAUCUCCCCCACCCCAAUCACCUCCCCAAACAAACACUUAUUCAGAGAAGGUCUCUGGGGAAGGUCUUUCACCCUGGCUCAGAUGGGCAGGGGCGGCCUGUCCCACUUUGCCGCCUGAGGCAAAAUGGUAAAGUGCUGUCUUCCCCAGCUGCUGCCACUGCCCACCUCGCUAACUGGGGUUAUACAGCUUCCAGGUUCUGGCAGCGCCCCCUCCCCCCAUGAGAUGUGGCAAUGGCUUCCAGUUUCUGGCAAGAUCCCGCCAGAACCCAGAAGCUAAUGUUGCAGCCCCUUCUCUUUGCUUCUCCAGCAGUGGUGGCUGGGGCUAGUCUCCACUGAAGUUCUGCCACCCAAGGCAGCUGCGGCCCAGCCCUACAUCUGGGGAUCAGCCCAUAGAGCGUAAGCAAUUGGAACUUACAUAGGUUCAAGUCCCCAAAAUGGGCAUUCUGGGAACAUGCCCAGAACAAGGAGAGACAAUCUGGGAGCAUGCCCAGAACAAGGAGAGACCGAUGCCUAUUCAAAACUUCCUUAUGCUCAGUCACAUGAUACAGCCACCAGGAACUUAACCAGCAAAAGUGUGGGGUCAAAUUCCUCCUGAAAGGACCUUAGUUAGAAUUUCUAUAGUUAGAAUUGCUCUGUGUUUCUCAGCGAGUAAUGGGGAAUGAGAUUGCAGUCUAUCAUUCUCUCAUUCCUUGGGCAAUAGGAGAAAUAGUUUCGGAGACUUGGGUGCUUUCAAUCAAGAAGCCACUGUUCCAUGAAAUAAUUAUUCAUUCAGCACAUAAACUAUGGCACACACUCCCACAGGAAGCAGUGAUGGUCACCAGCUUGGAUGGCUUUAACAGAGAAUUAGGCAAAUUCACAGAGGAGAGAGCUAUCAGUGAAUACUAGCCAUGAUGGCUGCAGUCAGAGGAAGCCACACUUCUGAAUAUUAGUUGCUGGAAACCCCAGGAAGGAAGAAUGCUAUUGUGGUUGGAUCCUGCUUAUGGGUUUCUUGUGGCCACUGUGGAACAUGAUGCUGGACCAGAUGGGCAAUUGACCUGAUCCAACUGGCUUUCCUUACUUUGUUAGAUUCAUUUAUUCCAGUGAGUUUGAGUAGGACUUAGCUGAAUCCAAUCCUAAGAUUCUGCAGUUCACUCCUGUGUGACUUGGAGCAGAAUCCAGAUAAGACAGCAAAUAUGUGUAUAGAUGCAUGUUUAAUUAGAUGUAAGCCCUAUUAGCAGGGUGAAAUUUAUGUCUGAAUAAAGAUACAUAGGAUUGGACUACAUGUGUUAUUAAAUAUUUCAAAUAGAUGGAAGAUGAUGGCUUGUUUAAUUUGCAAAAACUGUAAGCACAUAAUAUGCAUCUUUCCUUUUUGCUAUUGAACUAUAUUAUGUUAGUUGUGGGAUUUUGAACCUGAAUGUGUUUAAACAUCAAUUUGCACCUUUCUUUUGCAGCCUUAAAUGGAUACAUGUACGGAAGCCAGGAAGGCCUUGAGAUGUGUAGUGGAGACACCGUUUCGUGGCAUUUGAUUGGCUUGGGUUCAGAGGUUGACAUUCAUGGAAUACAUUUUUCAGGAAAUACCUUUUUGACUAAAGGAGGAAGAAAGGAUACAGCUAACCUCUUUCCACAUAGCUCUCUCACAGCUCUUAUGAAGCUUGACUCAGAAGGUGAAUGACGACAAUUGUACUUACUAAUUUUAAACCAUCCAUUUGGUUAUAUGAACUUCUCAGUUUACAGUCUCUGGACCAGCAAAUUAUUUCUGAAAGGGGGAAACUGAGUCGCCAUCUCUCCUUAGUCCUGUACUUAGUUUGAAGAAAACUUAAUUAUGGAACUCUCACCCCAAUGAAAUUUCUGUGGCAGAGUUGAGCAAUUUCCAAAGCGAGGUUAGAUAUCAAUGGAAAAUUAUACCAGUAACUGCUAGUUGAUUAUGCAAAACUCUGCCUCCAUCCGACACUGUUCUGUAGUUGGCUCUACCCCUGCACCACCAUUUUGUGACUGGCGGGCCUUGGUAAUUUUCAGCCUUCUCAAGUCGGCCAUAUGUGUAAAAAGCUUGGAAAACCCCUGCUCUACCUCAAGUCUAGGAGGUGGUCUAGUGUGCACUCCUGCUGGAAAUGCUAAGAAUUAGUGGAGUUGGUUUUUCUCUCUUGUAUCCUUCUCUUGAGAACCUUCAAUUGCAUAAUGAGUAAAUAGUAUUCUGGUCCUUCUCUUUUCUGUUGAGUGUGACCCAUGGGUAAGCAAACUAAGGCCUGGGGGCAGGAUCCGGCCCAAUCGUCUUCUAAAUCCGGCCCAUGGAUGGUCCGGGAAUCAGUGUGUUUUUACAUGAGUGGAAUGUGUCCUUUUAUUUAAAAUGCAUCUCUGGGUUAUUUGUGGGGCAUAGGAAUUCGUUCAUUCCCCCCCCCCCCAAUAUAGUCCGGCCCCCCCACAAGGUCUGAGGGACAGUGGACCGGCCCCCUGCUGAAAAAGUUUGCUGACCCCUUCAGUUGCCCCUUUGCUUGGGACAAAAAGAUAGCUGGUUUAUUUUUAUUUAUUUUUUUAAAUUGUACUUGUCUCUGAAUCCUCAAUGUGUUACAUUGAAAAAUAUUCCACUUGACCUGCUUCUUCAUCUUGACCAAUUUAUAUAUUACACAUCUCUGCAGCUCGGGAUAACACUUCAUUCAUUUGAAGAAGUGAGCUGACUCCCACUUCAGGAAAGCUGAUACCAUAAUAAGUGUUUUAGUCUUUAACACGCCACAAUGCACUUUGUUGUUUUUGCUGCAAGAGACUAUAGUUUGCUAGGGGUGUUAGGGACUGUAGCUCUGAAGGGUUUCCAGGAUCCUUUGCUUUUUCAAAUGCUUGAUGUGCACGUAGCCUAAUGAGGCUCCUCCAUUAUUUUAGUUCCUGCAACGCAGGCCAGGCCAUCAUAUUUCCUAGGUGUGCUUGGUUUGGAUUCAUUUGUUUGCUUCCUCUCUUUGUUUCUCCAGGGGUAUUUGAAGUGGCCUGCAUGACUACAGAUCAUUUCACAGGGGGUAUGAGACAAAACUAUGAAGUGAGGAAGUGUGCUUCAUCACCAGAGGAUAAUGAGGUAUAUACCCAUGAAAAGACCUAUUACAUUGCAGCAGUAGAAAUAGAAUGGGACUAUUCCCCCAGCAGGACCUGGGAGCAGGAGAGGCAUCACUUCCAUGAUGAAAGGUAAGGCCCAGAUCAAACAAUAAAUUCCUAGAAAAGCAUAUCUGAGAUUGCUCACUUUUCCUUUCCAUCCUUUUGUAGCAGACAUGGAUCCCAAGUGGUUGGACUAGGCCCAAGUCAAAAUCCUCACCAGCCUAGUCACCAGCUAUUAGCCUAACCUACCUCACAAAUUUGUUGUGAGAAUAAAAUGUGCAAGGAUGGGGCAGGGGACCACAUAGCUAUCCUUAAGCUCUUCGGAGGAAUGGUGGGAAAAAUAAAACAAUACUUCUCUGGCAUAUUUAAAUGUAAAAUGUAAUGAAUGCAUGACAAACAAUAAUUAGGUGGUGUCUAGUAUCACUAGUGGUGAUACUAGAGCGCAAGGAAAUGCUGUUUACCUUCCCACCGCAGUGGUACCUAUUUAUCUACUUGUGUUCCUGAUUCUACUAUGAAUUAUGCAUUUCAUGUAGCAGAUUUCAUAGGGAGCAUUUUUUCCCUGCUUCCGGCUUCCCUGUGUGGAUUAUUUUAUGAAUGCACAAGGGAUGAGUUUCUUUUUUAUGUAGUUCAAAAAAUAUUUAGGACUGGCACAACUCCAUAUCAUCUCCGAGGACAGGCAAACCCUUUGAUUAACACAAAGCCACAUUCGCAGAGUGUAGUAAAGGGCACUGUUGACUCCAGACCUAGGGUCUUACAAUACCAAAGCGCUUAAGAUGCAACAGGAUUUUAAGUUUACCUUUAUUCCUCUAUUUAAGUUUCCACCCACUGUUUUGCUGAUAAGGUCUGCCAUUCUGUAAAGCAGCCUUCUCCAACUGGAUACAACUCAGAUACAUGACCAGUGGUCAGAAAUGGUUGGAGUUGUAAGAUCUGCUAAACCUGGCAAGGCAUGCAAUGACUCAUGCAACACAACCCUUGCUUUUAAGCACGGGGCUGCAGGCACUUAUCUCUACCAAUCUCUGGUUAAACUCUCAUCACAGGCAGGUGGAUUGUUGCUCCAGAAUAGCUAUGGACUUUUCCAACAUGACUUACUGAGAUAGUGUGGCUGCAAUUUAACAAGUCAGGUAGGCCUGCUGGAGGCCAAGAUCAGGACCUCUCAGGUAGACAGGGCCUUUGGAAAGUCAGAUGUGGAGCACCUCUUCCCUGUGUUUGCUCCCUCCUGAGCUUCAGUCUUGUUUGCAGGCAUAGUGGAAAGUUGUCCCAGCCCACUUUCCAGCAGUGGAUGGGGCCAACCCCCAAAGUAGAUGGGGCAAGACACCUCACACACAGUCACACUGUGUGUGACUUUCCUAACCAUAACAUGGAGAUGUCAACCAGCCAUAAGCAGAAUGGCGUCUCAUUAGUUCCUUCCUUUAACUCAAGAGUGGGGAAUCUUAGGCCCAGUGACCAAAGGUGCCUUUCGAAGCCUGUCUAUCUAGUCCUCAGGAAUUUGCACUCUCCUUUAGCAUUUUUGCCUGCCUGCCUGAAAUUUGUCCUUGAACUCUGAUAAUGCCUUUUGCCUACCUGGUUGGAAGAUGGAAGAUGGAUGGUCUAUGUGUUUGUGCAAAACACAUUUUCACAUUUGCAGUUACAUAAAUGAUACCUGGAGUUUUUGACCAGUGCCUCUUAACUUUAUUGGUUCUCAUAUUCAAAUGUAUCCUUCACUUUUCCCCCCUUCAGCCCAGGGAAUGCAUUCUUAAAUAAAACUGAUAAGUUCAUUGGGUCAAAAUACAAGAAGGUUGUUUAUCGAGAAUAUACUGACAAAUCAUUCAGCACCGCCAAAGAAAGGAAGGAAGAAAAAGAGCACCUGGGAAUUCUAGGUACUGGCUUUAUAAAUUGAAAGAACAGCUAUUGAACGUUAUAUUGGCAUGAACUGAAUUUUGCUGUGUGGGUCUCAAGUAAGGAUGAAAGGAGGCAGCAGCUUCUGUAUGUCACAAUUAGCACUUUUUUUGAUGUGCUACAUCUGCAGGGCUACCGGUUCCUCACCACUGCAUUAAACUGUGGGUUAGAAUUAUGCUUGAACCAGAUCAAUGUCUUGUAGAUAAAGUUUAAGACUUAACACUGGAUUUAAUCCAGAGAAAAUUAAACCCGCUUACAUAUAAUUAAAGUCAAUUGAAUUUAAGUACACUGUUAAGUGCUUAAGAGCCCUAGCAAUUUAAUUUGAGCCUUAAGCGCCUGUAGGUUUCCUUUGCACUGAUUAGUCUUUGCAGUUUUGUUUUCCAAAGCACUUUGGAAUUUCCUUUAAUGCUGUGUCUUAGAGAACAUAUUUGUUUCUAAUCUCUCCAAGGUCCACUACUUGUUGCAAAUGUUGGGGAUAAAAUCACAAUUAUUUUUAAAAACAUGGCCUCCAGACCUUAUUCUAUUCAUGCACAAGGAGUGAAAACUGACUUUGCGGAUGCAGCCGAAACCAGUUCAGGUAAUAGUCUCAUUCAUUAUUUCUCUCACUUUUUAAAAUCUUGUUUUCCUUGCCUCAAGGUCUGUAGAAUGGGGAUAAUAAUAACAAAAGGACAAAAGAAGCAGAGAAUGUGGAGCUGGUGAAAAUUCACAAGGGCUUAAUUCCUCCUGUUCAGUUUUUUGCAAAAACGUUUGGAAGAUGAUACGAUUUAGUGUUGGUGAAUCUGAAGGGGAAGGGCGUGCAACCACCAAGAAUGCCUAUCUUGUGUCUCUUAUCAUAGGACACAAUCCUAACCCUAGGCCACCAGUGGUAGGGAUUGACCUUUACCCUAAGCCACCAGUACAGGCAGUUCUGCGUCCACAGCCCAACUGCUCACACCAGCCAGGGCAGAAGGUGGAGAGCAGAAAAAAUAUCCCUGUGCUACACCAGUUUUCAGGCUACUGCACUACAUAGGCCUAGAGGCGCAUUCUUGUCACAUGGUGGGAACAGAGUCAGCACAGGAUCCAGUCCUGCCCAUGAAAUGCUGCUUUUCGGGGCUUUCUGCCUGUCACCUGCCAGCAGGGAUGCCAUCAGUAGUAGCUUCCACCCACUUGCGAUUUGGAUGGGUGCAUUGGGGUGCUCCUCGCUGUCAGGGCUUCCCUGCCAAUGUGGGCAGAGGGGCAGCUUCACUAGAUGCCCAUGCGUUUUAGUGUUAUGAGAGAGUGAGAAAAAAGUUUCCUCUAUUCCCCUUUCUCCACCCCCAUUGUUCUGCCCGGACACUGAGGUCCAGCGCGGAGGGCCUUUUGGCGGUUCCCUCACUGUGAGAAGCCAAGUUACAGGGAACCAGGCAGAGGGCCUUCUCGGUAGUGGCACCCACCCUGUGGAACGCCCUUCCACCAGAUGUCAAAGAGAAGAACAACUACCAGACUUUUAGAAGACAUCUGAAGGCAGCCCUGUUUAGGGAAGCUUUUAAUGUUUAACAGACUAUUGUAUUUAAUAUUUUGUUGGAAGCUGCCCAGAGUGGCUGGGGAAACCCAGCCAGAUGGGCAGGGUAUAAAUAAUAAAUUAUUAUUAUUAUUACUCCAUGCUAUGCAUGAUUUUAUCAAUUUUAAAUAUCUGUUUCAUGCAGGUGCAGUCAGAGAGUAUGUCUGGAAAAUACCAAAGAGAUCUGGUCCUGCUGAAGGGGAUUCCGACUGUAUCCCUUGGGCAUAUUACUCAGCUGUGGAUAAAGUUAAGGUGUGUUUUUAAUGGCAGUUACCAAAUCCGUUCCCUUACCUGGGCACAGAACACUUCUUCACCAGACCCCCUACAUUGGCUUCAUUCCUUACUAAACGAGUCAUCUGACUUUGUUGAAAUCUUGAUGGAGACAAUGGGAUUGGCCCCAUGUAAUCUGGGUGUAGUGUGGUGUAGUGGUUAAGAGCGGUAGACUCGUAAUCUGGUGAACCGGGUUCGUGUCUCCGCUCCUCCACAUGCAGCUGCUGGGUGACCUUGGGCUAGUCAAACUUCUCUGACGUCUCUCAGCCUCACUCACCCCACAGAGUGUUUGUUGUGGGGGAGGAGGGGACAGGAGAUUGUUAGCCGCUUUGAGACUCCUUCGGGUAGUGAUAAAGCAGGAUAUCAAAUCCAAACUCCUCUUCUUCAAACUCUUCUGGAAGCAGAGCUUUUAAGAGCGGCGGGGAGGAAAAGGUAGAGGCAGAAUCUGUUUUCAAAGUACUUUGGAAGUGGCAAGCCAACUUUCAUCUAUAAUGGAUGUGUAUAGAAGGGGUUGGAUCCAGACUAGGUUAGGUCCCAUUUAAAUCCAUCUGAAAAUUUAGUCAUGAUUUAAAUCUCAUUGAUCUCAAUGGGACCUAAAUGUGACUAAUAUAUAGCAACAUAGGCCAGAAAAAUACGGAGUCAUGGUGGUGGAGCUACCAUUUCUGAAGCCUUGCCAGGCUUCAGGCAAGGCAACCAGGGUUAGAAGGUUGUGGGGCAGAUUCCCCCCUCCUUUUAUGUACUUGGUUUCCAGAUUUUAUUUUUCCUGUCGUUGGUUUCAGUGGGAGGGGAAAUAACUAUGGCAGCUCCAGGACUGGCUUAUUAUUAUUUUUUUGCCCUUGUCUGGGAAAUGGGACUGCUUGAGAUCCAAGGUCUCCCUCAAUCUGUCCCUGCCACACCUGAUUUCCCCAUGCCUUACUGCCACUACAUCACCAAUGACUAAGGAGUGGUGGUGAAGCAGGACCACCUGGAAGAAUUUUACCCUUAUGAUUUCUAUAUAAUCAUCUAUCCAUAUAUAACCAUAUAUCUUUAUGAUGAUUUCUAUAUAUCCAUGUAUACGAAGGGUGUUUGAAUCAUGAAGGCUUCUGCAGAGCUAAAUGCUUAGAUUUUAGAAAUCCAAAAUGACCUCUGCCCCAUUUCUUCCCCCUUGUUCUUCUAAUGCACUCAAUGGCUCGCCAACAUAGUAGGAAGCAAGAAAUCUGAUGUGCCGACACUUUCCUCCGUCCAGGAUGCCCCUCAGCAGCUAAAAACAGGAAAAUGCUAACCACAAUGUCCCCGUUUAUAACAGAUGGCGUGUAGGAGGGUUACCAACAUUGUAAUGGGCAAAUAAGUUUCUUUUCUCCUUUCUUACUAUAAUUCAGGGGAAAGGUCAGGCUGAUGUACCGUGAGGAAAGCAGAAGUUGGGGAGGAUUCUUUACAUGGUCAGGGGCAAGGUUUAUGCAUGCGCUCACUGGUUUGAUUUUUGCUGCCAUAUGCGAUUAUAUACGAUUAUGUCAUGUUUUAUGACGUAUGUACUCAGGUAUAAAGCCUAAGGGCGCUAGAGCUUCGGCGCCCAGUCUUUGGAAACCAUUCCACUGGGUCAUUAUUGCUCAGCAAUAAAAUACCACUUUCUCUUUCUCCAUUGCUGCGUCUGUCAAUUCCUGGACACAAUUUGAGUGGGCCACAGGUACUUUAAAAAUCCUUGCAACAGUGGCAGCAGAGCUUUCCAUUGCUGCAAGUAGGAGGCCUCUAGAAGGAGACUUCCAGAGGUCUCCAUCUGUGAAGGGCAUCUGCAGGAUCCAGCAGCCCCUUGGCCAGAAGCUUAGACUUAAUCCCAAGCACUCAAUAUGGGCCAAUAUUUCGUCAGAUGCUAUUUCCCCAUCUCCAUUAUUUUAGUAAUGGCGAUAGGUAAUUAUAUCCCUUUUUUUGGCUUUCAGGACCUCUACAGUGGAUUAAUUGGGACACUGCUAGUCUGUCGCAGGGAGCAUAUACAAUUACUUUCCACAUCUGCACAGCCGAUACAAUUUAAUGUUCUUUUCUUGGUGUUUGACGAAAACCUGUCUUGGUACCUGGAUGAAAAUAUCAACACUUACGCUGUCAACCCAGAAGGCGUGAACAAAGAAGACGAGGAGUUUAUCGAAAGCAAUAAGAUGCACGGUACGUUUCUAUGGCGAUGGGAUAUUUCCAACACCCACAAUUGCCAGUCAUUAAUCAGACAUUCUGUGUUCAUUACAUUUGCCACAUACAUGCCAAACUGUAUGGCAUAGGGUUGUAUUGCAGCUCUUGGGUCCUUUUCUCUUUUGGAAGCUGGGCUCCAAACAUCCUGCUCGCUUUGUUUCCUUCACAGUUGGCCUCCUGUAAUUCAGUAGGCAGAGCGCAUUUGAGGACCGGCCCUACCAUUGGCUUCACUAUAUUGAAAUUCACGUUCCAUCAAAGAAUGUUUGCGUUCAUGAUAAACUUCUCUUUCCUUAGCCAUUAACGGAAAGGUGUUUGGAAACUUGCAUGGCCUUACAAUGCACGUUGGAGAUAAAGUCAGCUGGUACUUAAUGGGGAUGGGGAACGAAGUGGAUAUGCACACAGCACACUUCCACGGCCACAGCUUCGACUAUAAGGUAAGAUGAUUGGUUCCUGCCUUUAAUUUUAAAUUUAGUGUUGGAGGAAUGAUAAUGCGUUUUUUGGAGAAUGCUCUUAGUCAACUGAAUAUACAAACCUGCUUUAUGCUCAACUGUCCCAGUGUUUUCUUUCGGCUGACAAUACUGCCUGCCAUCUUCUACCUGAUGUAAUGUUAUUGGUGGCAAACAACAAGGGCACCUUGGUGGUUUGUUUGGGAAUAGGGUUUGGGCAGAUCCACAGCAGGCAUUUAAAGUACAUGACUUCCCCAAAAGAAUUCUGGAAACUGUAGUUCAUUAAGAAUGCUUGAAAUUGAAGCUCUGCAAGGGGGAAACUAUAGUUUUCAGGAUUUUUUUGCAGGGGAAGUUUUAAAUGUGCACUUUGUGAUUACAAUAAGUUACUUUAACAUCCUAUCUGUCUCCAAGCUGGCAGGUCUGGAAAGAAUUACAGACCAGCAAUUUCUAUCCUAAUUCAAUGGAAAGGCAACUCUUUAAGAAAGCAACGAUACAAAAAGGGCUACAGUACCCAGCUCCACUGCCCAGUGUCCUAACAGCUACCCCACUGCCACAACCCACACUGCUUUUUCAGAUUUUGGUUUUAACUGGUGGUAGUAGCAGGACCGGAUUGGGCGAAGUUGCUAUUUCUAAUACAUAAAAUGAGGGAUGGGCAAAUCUGUUGUUUUUUGUUUCUCUCCGUUCCCAUUGUUAAGUUUAGUUCUUCACAUUUAGACAUCAAUAUGUUGAAAUGGCUGGGGUAACCCAGUCAGAUGGUUGGGGUAUAAAUAGUAAAAUUAUAAUAAAAUUUGCAUUUAGUGUAAAUUUCUCCUUUUUGUAUGCAAUGUUGCCUAAUAUACACAUUUUUACAAAACAAUUCCCCAUAAUAUAAUGCAUUUUUGCUUGUUAUUUUCACCAAUAUAUGCAUUUUAAUGCACACUUUACCCUAAUAUACACAUAUUUGCACACAUUACUUGGGUAAAGAACUGCAUUGCAAAAUUCAGAGAAGUGCAAAUUUAAAAGAGUUAUAAGCUGAAACCAAUUUCUCCCUCAUGCAAUAAAGGGGAAGUAGGCAUAGAUGGCUCUUACUUAUUUUUUAAAAAAAUAAGUUGCCUGCAUUUUUCUUCCAAUUGUUUAAGUUUCCAGCACAAAUACAUUCAAAGUUCUGCCACAAUAUUCUUAACUCAUUUUAUGUCUUCCAAUUAAUUACUUCAAAGACGCUGCAAAAAUGUUUACUGAUGUGAGGUGGUUGUUUUUUUGUGCUUGCCCUAAAAGAACACCAGAACCUACCGGGCCGAUGUCUUUGAUCUGUUUCCUGGGACUUUUCAAACUGUUGAAAUGUUGCCCAAGUAUCCUGGGACUUGGUUAUUGCACUGUCAUGUGACCGACCACAUCCAUGCUGGCAUGGAGACCACCUACACUGUGCUCCCAGAAGAAAGGUAAGCAGUCACCAAAUGUGUUCGAGGAAAUACGUUGCACUUGCAAGGCCUACCACUAACUGGGGAGAUUUAAGAAAUGGGAAGGAGGCUGAAGGGGUGUGCAAAACAGAAUUUGGGAAGGGGCUCUUCUGAAGACCUCAGGGCAAAACAGAAGUUCACCUGACACCAUCAUAACCCGUCAAAACUUAGCCCGUGAAGGGUGGGGAAAUGAAAUCAUCAGCCUAGAAAGAUUCCACAUCCCUGAGCUACAGCAAUCUUGUGCUGCUCCCCACAUCAGAAGAGCUAACUGAUGUUAUCUGCUGCCAGCAGCACAAUUGAGGCUGACUCAGUGGCAGCUGAGAACAUUGGGUAAGUAAUCAUGAUAGAUGGAGCCAAGGAUAACAAUAGGCAAACUAAGAAUAUCAACCUACAGCAGACGAAGCUUAAGAUCUGCUCCCUGCCCAUUAACAGCGACCACAUAUACCCAACUGUUGCAUUCUUCAAGUGGCCUUACUUCCUCUCUUUUCAGAAAUAAGUCCAGCAGCAGGGAUCCCAUCCUCUACCUCACCUCCAUGAUUCUGUUGUUUUGUGUGGAAUUUCUAUGAUUCCACCAAGUGCUGCUUCCAUCCGCCACUCAGGUUCCUACCCCUGGACUUUUAACAUCCCCUGAGCCUAUUUUUCUAUUGCUUAUUUCCACACCAGGAAGGGAUUCACCUGCUAAUCUCUUCCACUGUGCUAUGCUUAUUGUUGUUGUUUAGUCGUGUCUGACUCUUCGUGACCCCAUGGACCAGAGCACGCCAGGGACGCCUGUCUUCCACUGCCUCCCGCUAUAAAUGAAACUGUGGUGGGGGGAACUGCCAGCAACAACAUUUAAGCAACACACACACUAAAUAAAAGACAGCCAAUCUACUCAAGACUGUUUCGGUUCUUCUUUCUAUGAAUAGUGUGUGUUGCCAGCCUUAGGGGGGGUGGGGUGGGGUGGACAAAAUCCAAGCUAUAUUCACUCUGUCAUUUUGAAUCUCACUUCUGUUGACGUGUACAUCUCACUCACCCAGCUGUUAUUAGACAGCUGCAUUUCAAGUGCAAGUAGAUAAAUAGGUACCACUCUGGCGGGAAGGUAAACGGCGUUUCCGUGUGCUGCUCUGGUUUGCCAGAAGCGGCUUAGUCAUACUGGCCACAUGACCCGGAAGUUGUACGCCGGCUCCCUCGGCCAGUAAAGCGAGAUGAGUGCCGCAACCCCAGAGUCCUCCAUGACUGGAUCUAAUGGUCAGGGGUCCCUUUACCUUUACACAUUUAUAAAUCUUAGUAUUUUUUGGUACUUCCAGACAGUUGUAAAUAGAGACCAGGGAGAAACUCAAGGCAGAUUAAAUAGCACAUGUUAUUGUUUGUGCAGAAAAUCCGUGAUAGGACCAGCUUAUAAGAACAGCCCCAGCAUCUGAUUUCAGUGAAGUCCCGUUACAGAAGCUGCUUGAACAAACAGGCUACUACAGAUCCAAAAGGAAAUCCAAGAACUUGCUGUCACUUGUAUUCAUGGCUUUUGGUGCAGAGAAUUUUAUUAUUAUUAUUCACAUGAGAUUUUCAGCUGUUUGGUUUGUUGGACACCCCAUCUGACACAGGUGAUUAUAAGGAGAAGAAUAAAACUGAAUUAUAUUCACAGUAAAGCUGUCCUUGGAAUGUACUGACAUUUAGCCCAAC
This is a messenger RNA of Podarcis lilfordi (Lilford's wall lizard), 30085 nucleotides long. The record is from the annotation of a GenBank genome assembly. NCBI's taxonomy places the organism in Eukaryota, Metazoa, Chordata, Lepidosauria, Squamata, Lacertidae.